Molecule: messenger RNA, 1029 nt
Organism: Chara braunii
Lineage: Eukaryota; Viridiplantae; Streptophyta; Charophyceae; Charales; Characeae
Source: the annotation of a GenBank genome assembly
UCGGGGUGAGUGGGCGAGUCCUUGAUGGAGGGGGUCUCGACGGUGUCACGGGGGAAAUGUUGGGACAGUACGGCUCCAAUGGUGAAGUCGGAGGCAUCAAUGGUGACAUAGAAAUUGCGAGUGGGGUCGGCGAUCUUGAGGACAAGGGCCGUGUUGAUGGUUUGUUUGAGGAAGUCGAAAGCGUGUUGGCGGCGAUCGUUCCAAUUGAAGGGUUCGUCCUUGCGUGUGAGUUCGUGGAGAGGGUAAGAGAUCUCGGAAAAAUUGCGAAUGAACAGGCGGUAAUAGUUGGUAAGGCCGAGGAAGGAACGAAGUUGGAGGAGGGUCUUGGGCGGGGGCUGCUCGACGAGGGCUGUGACCUUCGAGGGGUCCAUACGGAUGCCUUCAACGGAGACAAUGUGGCCAAGGUAUUCGACGCUCGAAGCGGCAAACGUACAUUUGUUGAGCUUGGUGUACAAUUUUUGCUCUCGGAGGAUCGAGAGGACUUGGCGAAUGUGUUGAAGGUGGGACUCGAAGGUGGGGCUAAAGAUGAGGAUGUCAUCAAGGUACACGGCGACACAGACUUCGAGGAGGUCACGGAAGAUGUGGUUCAUGGUGGAUUGGAAUGUGGCGGGGGCAUUGGUGAGUCUGAAAGGCAUUAUGAGGAACUCGUAGUGCCCGAACCGAGAGCGAAAUGCAGUCUUGUGGGUGUCCUCCUCGCGGAUACGGAUCUGGUGGAAACCACUGCGGAGGUCGAUCUUGGUGAAAUAUUUGGCUCCACGGAGGCGAUCAAGAAGUUCAGAUAUCCGGGGGAGUGGGUACUUGUUCUUGAUCGUGAUCCGGUUCAAGGCACGAUAGUAUGUGCACAUGCGGAGUUCCGAGGUACCGUUCUUCUUGAAGGGGGAGGAGCUAAGCGUAAUGAAUCCUUUUUCAAGGAGUUCAUUGAGCUGGCGCUUCAUUUCUUCGGCCUCGGGGACAGAGAGUAGGUACGAAGGGCGGCAAGGAGGAGAAUGGUCGGGCUCGAGAUCAAUGGUGUGGGAUACACCUCGAUCG